AUGUGGAAAACAAAAAAGGAUAUUGAAGGUGUUUCGGCUUCUUCUAUUCUUACAUUAAAAUCAGUAGUUUCAAAUGAAGAAGCUCAAGUUAAAUCACAGAUAGAAAAAGGUAUUACAUAUUCAAAACCAAGCAAAUCAAUGAGAUUACUCUCUGAUGAUAAUGAUGAUGAUGAUGGUGAUAAAUCAAACAGAGGAGUAUCACAAAGAAAUCAAAAAGAUGUCGAAACUUUUAAUAAAACUGAAGAUGGUGAUUCAGUCAUUGAAAAUAGUUAUAAUAAUUUACUUUUAAAAUCAAAAUUGUAUAAUAAACUAAUGAAUAAAGAUCAAUCAAAAUUUAAUAACAAUUCAAAUAACUACCAAAAUGAUUAUGAAAAUGACAAAUCCUCAUUGGUAGAUUUUCAACAAAAAUAUAUUGAUAAUAAUAAUAAUGACAAUAAUAAAAAUAAUAUUAAUACUUAUAAUGAUAGUUUCAAUAAUUUUAAUAAUCAUGGCAAUAUACAUAGCUCAAGGUUAAUUCCAGGUAUGAGUAAUAAUAAUAAUAUUAAUAAUAAUAUUAAUAAUAAUAAUAAUAAUAAAAAUAUGAUGAUGAUACAUCCAGAAAUUGAAAGAGAAAAUAAACGAAAGUUGUGGGAACAAAAUAUUGAGGAUAAAUUAAAUGAUGAUAGUGAUGACGAUGAUGAAAAUAUAGAGCAAUUAAAAAAACAACAAAAAAUAGAUGAUAUGAAAAGAGAAGAAGAACAAACUAAAUUAAAUAGAGCUAAAGUUAUCAUUGAAAAAGAAUCACAAGAAAAACAAAAACAAAUUAGAUUAGAUCAAAUUAAUAAACAAAAGAAAUUGGCAUUAUUAAAACAAAAAUUAAAAGAAAAACAACAACAACAACAACAACAACAACAACAACAACAACAACAACAACAACAACAACAAGAAAAAUAA
Dictyostelium discoideum AX4 is the source of this 933-nucleotide messenger RNA. RefSeq lists its product as hypothetical. The coding region runs from base 1 to 933 and encodes 310 amino acids. The transcript has 3 exons. The record is from RefSeq and is a predicted model, not a curated record. Lineage: Eukaryota; Evosea; Eumycetozoa; Dictyosteliales; Dictyosteliaceae.